AUGACCAUCCAAAGGUACCAGCGAAUAGAAAUGGAAUUCGUGAUGAUUGUGGUUUUUGGGCUAGAGUACAUUAUUCGGAUCUGGGCUGCUGGAUGCUGCUGUCGCUAUCGAGGGUGCCAAGGAAGGCUUCGAUUUGCUAGGAAGCCCUUCUGUGUCAUAGAUUUGAUUGUUUUUAUUGCCUCAUUAGCCGUCAUAGCUGCAGGAACCCAGGGGAAUAUCUUUGCAACAUCAGCGCUACGUAGUAUGAGAUUCUUGCAGAUUCUGAGGAUGGUAAGAAUGGACCGAAGGGGAGGAACCUGGAAAUUGCUUGGAUCAGUCGUAUAUGCUCACAGUAAGGAACUAAUCACUGCCUGGUACAUUGGAUUUUUGGUUCUUAUCUUUGCAUCAUUUCUUGUUUACCUGGCUGAGAAGGAUGAAAACAAUGAAUUUGCGACAUAUGCAGACUCACUCUGGUGGGGUACGAUCACACUGACAACAAUUGGCUAUGGAGACAAAACACCACAGACCUGGCUUGGUAGAAUGCUGGCUGCAGCAUUUGCUCUGCUUGGAAUCUCUUUCUUUGCCCUUCCUGCUGGCAUUUUGGGCUCAGGGUUUGCUCUGAAGGUUCAGGAACAACAUCGGCAAAAACACUUUGAAAAGAGACGCACUCCUGCUGCAAACCUUAUCCAGGCUGCCUGGCGCUUGUAUUCUACAGAUGCAGAUCGGCCAUACUUGACAGCAACGUGGUGCUACUAUGACAGUGUUCUACCAUCUCUCAGAGAAUUGGUCCUUUUAUUUGAAUCACUCCACCGCACUCGUAAUGGAGGAUUUAGACACUGUGAAGUGAAAAAAAUGCAAGAAGAACCCCCUCGCUAUCCUGGUUAUACCAUCAACCAGAAACCAAACACAUCCCCUUAUAUUUCAGGGGAAAGUGGGAAAGUAGGACUGAAAGACCGCAUACGGAUAAAUCAGAACAGAGGGCAAGGAGUCAAAAAUAAGCAACAGCUGGCACCUCCCGACCAUCACUCACUCAGUGCUGAGAAUGCAAAUGAGUGUCUCAGCCCUAAUAAAGUGCAAAAGAGUUGGAGCUUUAAUGACAGGACUCGAUUCCGAGCAUCGCUGAGACUCAAGACUAGACCACCAGUGGAUGAAGGCCCUGGGGAUGAGAGCAAUGAUGAAAAGACGUGCCAUUGUGACCUUACAGUAGAAGACAUCAUGCCUGCCAUCAAAACUCUAAUUCGAUCUGUAAGGAUUCUUAAAUUCUUGGUGGCAAAACGGAAGUUUAAAGAAACUUUGAGACCUUAUGAUGUCAAAGAUGUCAUUGAACAGUACUCUGCUGGCCAUCUUGAUAUGCUGGGGAGAAUUAAAAGCUUGCAGACACGGGUUGACCAGAUAAUUGGUAGAGGACCAGUUCCAUCUGAAAAGAAACCUAGAGAGAAAGGAGAAAAAAUACCUGACCUUGAACCUAUUGAUGAGCUAAGCAUGCUUGGUAGGGUAGCUAAAGUAGAAAAACAAGUGCAGUCCAUAGAUCAAAAGAUGGAUUUAUUGUUGGAAUUCUAUACUCAGUGCUUAAGGAAAGGGUCUCUUACAUUUGAUAGUUUGCGAUUCAACCUUGUAGACCAUGAUUUAACAUCAGAUUACCACAGCCCGGUAGAUCAUGUUGAUAUCUCUACAUCUGCUCAGACAUUAACUAUCUCCAGAUCAGCUAGUACAAACAUGGACUAGUGUGUCUGGCUGGAAAGCAAUGACUGUAAUAUACAAUUAUGUAGAUGUCUUUUCAGGACAUAUUCAGUAGAGGUCUACAGACUGA
Molecule: messenger RNA, 1789 nt
Organism: Protopterus annectens (West African lungfish)
Lineage: Eukaryota; Metazoa; Chordata; Ceratodontiformes; Protopteridae
Gene: KCNQ4
Product: potassium voltage-gated channel subfamily Q member 4
Exons: 13
Coding region: 1-1704 (567 amino acids)
Biological process (GO): potassium ion transport; transmembrane transport
Cellular component (GO): membrane
Molecular function (GO): voltage-gated potassium channel activity
Source: RefSeq, a predicted model, not a curated record